This is a messenger RNA of Pomacea canaliculata, 3369 nucleotides long. Its product is annotated as galactoside 2-alpha-L-fucosyltransferase 1-like. Lineage: Eukaryota; Metazoa; Mollusca; Gastropoda; Architaenioglossa; Ampullariidae. The record is from RefSeq and is a predicted model, not a curated record. The transcript is spliced from 2 exons. Gene Ontology annotation, biological process: carbohydrate metabolic process. The coding region runs from base 1381 to 2298 and encodes 305 amino acids. Gene Ontology annotation, cellular component: membrane. Gene Ontology annotation, molecular function: galactoside 2-alpha-L-fucosyltransferase activity.
UUACAUUAUCUAGCAAGCUUUAACAUUCUCACGAGAUGUCUGCAACCGCUCAGACAAUAUGGAGGUUCUUAUGGCGACGCUACCUUUUCCCUGACUCUUCUUUGAUAUUUGCUUCUUAACCGAGAAUGUGAUCGUGACAUUAGCUAAGUGCCCUCUAGUUUAAAGUUUGUCAGUGAAAAAAAUAUUGAGCAUAAAACAAUUGUCAUUGCCACAAAGAAACAUGCGUAGUAAAAUAUGUCAGUGUUGUCCCUGAACUCAGCUGCAGUUUUUCUAUGCAUAAGUGCAUGGAUCACUUCUUCUGACUUAAGUAAGAGAGAAAGGUGAGGCUGGAAUGUGGUCCCAUCCGUCCUAGGGGUCCCCUUCCCCUAUCCACUAUAACGUCGCCCCUCCGAUCGCACCUCCGCCCUCCACUUCCCCGUUGGUUAGCUAGUCACCUCAAACGCCCCACCUUCGUGCCCUCAGGUAAUAGCCCUUUCCUAAGACAUGCACUGAAAAGUAUGAAAGCCUGCGUGGUGAGUCAACCUACAAGCAGAGUAAAAGUGUCCUGCAAAUGUCAUUCUAUGAAAAGAAUAUUUCCCCCUAACAUUUUCAUUGCCUAGUUCUCAUAAUUGGUAUAACCGCUCCCUGCGUACCCGUUACAAAUACCCGACAGCCCGAGUGUGACCACAAGCGAGAGCAGUCUCUACGACCCUCACCUGCUUUUUGCGCUCGUGCCAGUUAACUUUCUGUGAGGACACUACACUUCUUUGGUCACGACGGGGUAUAGCUGGUGUACUUGCAGUUCUUUCAUGAGUAGUGGCAUACAUUUGUAUUGACUGUCAAGCUGUAACGCCUGGCAUUGCCAUCACAUGCUUAUUGACUGUCAAGCUGUAACGCUGGCUUUGCCAUGACACCCGACAUACCAUGCCAUGACUAGGGUUGGUUACGGGAGUAAUUAAGGGAUGGCUACUUUGCUUGUGAAGUUUUUCGGCAGAAGAGCAUUUAUAGCCCUCCUAUUCAUCUCUAGCGUCGCGUGUCUGGUCUUGUACUGGAGCAUGUCUUCUCAAGCUCUUGGUCGGCAGCACUCCAUUGGCUGGAUGAGGUACAAACUGGACUCUUUGGACAUUAACAUCAUCGGCAUCAAGAUCAACUCGUCAGCCCUAACAUCAAACGAAACUGAUGAAGCCGUCAAUAACGAAUCAGCGAAAAGUUGUUGUUCAAAUCAGUCGUUAAUGUUUGGGAUCAACUCAUCAUUACUCGCAUCAUCCUCUCCCAAAACGACUUCAUUAUUGCCUUCAGUUCUGUUGCCCUUACAGUCCACCGUAUUCUCGAGGAAGACUAAAGCAUCAAUCAAUUACAUCACUGCAGUCGACAACUUUUACUACAAACCCGACACUUCUGAUGACCAAGAAUUCACAGAAAAGAGAAGAAAUGCUGCUUCUUUGUCAUCAUCUCUCUGGGAGAUUGGGGAACCAGUUCUUUCAGAGUGCCAGUGUUCUAGGAUUAUCGUACUCCUCCAACAGGACAGCCAUCAUUUUCAGUAGCAGUUUCAAUGGUAUUCUCAAGAAACCGUUGUUAACACCCGAAGAAGAACAGCUGCAUAAAAAUAGAUGCGCCGAGGCGAGGGUCAUUGGCGAGGGGUCGUGCUGUAGAUAUGAGGAACAUAUUGUCCGUGAAACUGUCCAGGGACAGACUGAUAUCAGACUAGGAGGAUAUCUACAGUCAUGGAAAUAUUUUGACAGAUUUAGAGAGCAAAUAAAGAUCGCACUCGCUUUUUCUGAGCAGAUUGUUCGACAAGCGACGGAAAUUGUUCAAAAACUACGAGCAGAGCACAACUUCACUCUGAUUGGCGUGCACGUGCGCAGAGGGGAUUACGCACUAGACUCCAGUAAGAAAUCUGGAUACGUCAUGGCAACGAGGGAAUAUUUCCACAAGUCGAUGACAUUUUUCCAAAAACUUUUCCCUAACGCCAUAUUUGUUGUUGCGUGCGAAACCACUGAAUGGUGCAAGUCAAAUUUAUUGCAGAAUGCGUCUACCACGUAUCUUGAGACGCAUUCAGCUGCUGUGGAUUUGUCAAUUCUUUCACAGCUCGACCAUAUCAUCAUCUCGACAGGCACAUACUCCUGGUGGGCUGGGUAUCUUAAUCCAGGCAUGACAGUAUAUUUUAAAGAUUUUAUUGUUCCAGGAACAUUUAUAGGAAAACAGUUUAAUGAAGACGCAAAGGAUUACCUACUUCCACAAUGGAUUCGUUUUGACCAAAACGUAAGAACUUUCUUGCAAACACGAGUUUGCUCACUGCUUGGGAGUGCCAUCUUAUGAUUUUCUGUAAUUUAUAAAGACACAUCUCCACUAUUCUUUUCUCACGACAUCAAUACGAAGUCCAACCUCGCGCUGGUGUAAACUUCCAAUCGACUAGACAUACACUGAGUCCAGCAAACAACAACUUUUCUUAGGUCUCCUCGAGACGGACUUCCAGUCGCUAGCACGCAGAUUAGGAAAGUGAUGUUUCUCUCGGAGUCCGAGGGUGAGUCGCCUCUUCCUAAACGUGGGAUGUUCCUGGUCAUCCUUUGAUCCUGGACCCAGUCAGGGAAGUUUCGCAGGUACUAAAACUCUUCCACCCCGAUGUUCAGGCCAGCGUGUCCCGUGUCAGUGGUCAGAUUAUAGGCCUCGCCUUGACCAUCCUGUCAGGUCAUCAACCGGAGCGGUGGCAACUUGACCAGUGCACUGUUGGUGGUCUAAACUCUAAACAAACUUUGCUAAAAGUAGAAAAUACGUUUUCUACAGAUGGAACAUUUUGACAUGAGUUAAUCAGAUAGCUGUAUAGAAAUAAUUCGACGCAGCUCUUUACAGUAUGACAGGACAUUCUGGACAGCCAAAACACUAUUUUAUGGAAUACACUAUGGGAUUUUUUUUCUUCUACUCUGUAGAGAAGAGUAUAUAUAUAGUCCUAAACUUCACAUCAGACAGGCAGGACUUUCCAAGUGAUCCCGCAUGGUGUAAGCGAACGAGUGAGAGAAACAGUGGAUGAGUGAACGAUGGACAACUGAACAAGAAAACAAAUGGUGGACGGUCUGUAUGCGAAUACUAUGUACAACAGCUCGUGUGAAGACGGUAAUGAAAAAUCACUGUUUUAUAGGAAGACUUUCAGAGCAGAUGGAGUUUAUGUGAAGAAUGGGUCAAUGAUGUUUAUGCAAAUCGGGUUACAUAACUACAAUGGAAACCUUUAAUAAUAAGAAAUAAUCGAAAAUACACCCUUUUUUCUAACCUACCGCUCACCAAUAUUUCAUACAGUUGAGAUGAUUACCAAUCUGUCAGCCUAAAUAUCGCCAGUUUAAAAGGCCAUAACGUAUGGAGAUGUUGUCUAUAGGUGCAUCGUCAUCAACAAGCUCU